AUGACAGAAUUGAUUAAGGUGUUUGUCUAUGGGACCUUGAAAAAGGGAUUUGCAAAUCAUUACUUCAUGCAGAACAGGAGAAACGGAGUGGCACAUUUUAUAACUACUGGACAUACCAAGGAUGCCUUUCCACUUGUAGUAGGGACUGAUGCAUCCAUUCCUUUUAUGCUUCCAGUAAAAAAUCAGGGAAAGGUAAGUUGGAGACAUUUAGUAUCAAUAUCAGUCUAGGCUCAAUUACCUGGCACUAUUCAGGAAUAUGAGCCCCUACUCCUCCCCUCAAACCCAGGGGAGGAGCAAAGACCAGACAGGGAGAGUGGCAGAAAUCGAGCCUUUAUCUGACUAUAAUAAAAGUUACUGCAGCGCUGUAGAGGGGGGGAACUGAACUUCUCAAAAAUUGAAACUAAUCACCCUAUCUCUGGCUGAAAUGGCUUAAGACAAUAACUUUGUUAAAAAGGUGGUUGUCCAAACACAAAACACUGUUCAUCACUCACAGUGUAUCAGUGGUAAUAAUCAAAGUGGUUCAAAAAGUAUUUGGUAGCUGUUUCACUCUUUAACCCUUUACACCCUAAGGUCAUUGUGCAUAUUCUCUAUAUUGUUCUCAGUACAUUUUUUUAAGGUGCUGAUAAGGAGAAUUUGUUUAACAAUCAAGAGCUUCCUUAGUUCAUGAUCAUUUCUUUUAUUCUCACAACCUUAAUGUGGUGAUUCACAGAUGAUAUUGUAAGGAGAAAUUAGAUGAUAGUCACUCCUAGUGAUUAAAGGGUUAAAAGAUCCAAUAUAAUAAUGUUUUCAGUUUUAUUUUUCAUUUGAUGUACCCAAUCCUCUUUUCCAAAUGAGGAUUUAGAAUAGUGGGUGUUUCCUAUACACAGUUUUCAUAUUUCAGGCUGUAGUGGGCUAUGGCAAAAUAAUAAAUACUUCAAUUAAAGACCUUGUUUCUUUCUAGGGAGUUGGAUAAUCAUUUACCUUAAUUAUUUCUUGACCAAAGAUGGUUUGUUUUAUCUUUUACAAAUUAGCAAGUCCGUGGUGAGGUAUAUGAAGUGGAUGAGAAUGUUUUGAGUGAACUGGACGAUCUAGAAAAUCACCCAACAUGGUAUGAGCGUUCAAAAUGUGACAUUAUUACAACCCAAGGAGCAACAGGAAUUCAAGUAGGAGAUAUUGUACCAUGCUUUGCCUACUUUUUAACUGACUUCAAAGAGUCAUUUUUAUCUCAAGAUUUUCUUAGUGAAUACACCCUGGAGUGUAACCAGGCACACAUUGAAUCUGACAAAAGAUCCUUGCCCUGUGAUGUGAUUAUCCAGUCCCAAAGAAAAUGACCAGGAAUUAACUUAUCAAUGGUUCUGCAUUUAAUGGCUCAUUUAAAGACUUGCAAUUCAAGACUAGUCGAAAGACACGUGUUAGAACAACUCUUCACCAACAGAAAAAACAUAGUAUGUCCUCUCUACUUGUACAAAUGAUACUGGUCUUCAGAUUAAAUCUCUGGAAAAGGAACAACUUCCUCACAGUAUAGAUCUGUCAAGACUAAAGCAAAGUAUUGGAUGUCAACAUUACUUUAAGAGUAAAUUUUAUCAAGGCUUCUUUUACAAGCUACAAAUACAAUACAAUUCUCAUAAAGAAAAUUAAUAUUUUGAACACACUUUGUGUUACUGAAUAUGCUAUACAAUCCUAUUUCACUUUAUAAUAGUUUAAAACUCCUUUUUCAUUUAUCUAAGUUUUGAAAAGCCAC
Molecule: messenger RNA, 1720 nt
Organism: Pocillopora meandrina
Lineage: Eukaryota; Metazoa; Cnidaria; Anthozoa; Scleractinia; Pocilloporidae
Source: the annotation of a GenBank genome assembly